Molecule: messenger RNA, 1172 nt
Organism: Spathaspora passalidarum NRRL Y-27907
Lineage: Eukaryota; Fungi; Ascomycota; Pichiomycetes; Serinales; Debaryomycetaceae
Gene: CDC43
Product: protein geranylgeranyltransferase type I subunit
Exons: 1
Coding region: 74-1138 (354 amino acids)
Biological process (GO): protein geranylgeranylation
Cellular component (GO): CAAX-protein geranylgeranyltransferase complex
Molecular function (GO): CAAX-protein geranylgeranyltransferase activity
Source: RefSeq, a predicted model, not a curated record
AGAGUCAUUAUACAUUAACACAAUGGACAAACUAGCAAUUAGUAAACAUGAAAAAUAUUUCAAUAGAUGUUUGAUGGGGUUACCUGGAUCUGCCGCAUCUGAAGAUUCUAAUAAAUUAUCAAUCAUAUAUUUUUGUUUGCAUGGAUUACAAUUGCUUGAUAAAUUUCAGUUUUCUGACGGUGAAUUGGAAUACUAUAGUAAAUUCAUAUAUGAUGAAUUUUUGAUUGAAAAUGAUGAUUUUAUUGGCUUUAGAGCUACCAAUUAUUUCAAACAGGCCGGAUCUUAUGAUUUGCCUAAUUUACUGGCGACGUUGUUUGCGUUGUAUAAUUUGCUUAUCUUGAAGUCAAACUACUCAAAAAGGUUAGACCAAGAUAAAAUCAUGAAAUUUUUACAAUUGUGUCAAAUUAAAACAGGAGAAUUCAAAGGUGGAUUUGCACCUACAAUUACCAAGAAUGAAAAGGGAGAGUAUGAACAGUACGGAGAUAGUGAUCUUCGUCUUUGUUAUAUAGCGCUAGCAAUUCGUCAUUUGGUCAAGUAUGACGAAUUUGAGGAUCGGAAGCAUGACAUCGAUUCCAAAGCAGCAUUGGACUUUAUCUUAGAAAGGUGUAAUUCCAACGGAGGAUUCAGUUCCCAAGUAUUGAAUGAAGCACAUUUAGGAUUUACAUUUUGUGCGGUGGCCUCAUUGAAAUUGUUGGAGUAUCCGUUGGAAAAACUUGAACUGACUAAACAUUGGUUAGUACAAAGACAAGUUGAUUAUCCUGCUGUAUUAUACCAGGAUACCGAGUAUGAGUAUUACAAACCAAUAGAUAUCGGUGGAUUUAAUGGAAGAGAAAACAAAUUGAGCGAUACCUGUUAUUGUUGGUGGUGUACUGGAGCAUUGUACAUCAUGAACAGUGACAACAUCGAGUUUGUUAAUUUAAGCCGCGCAGAAGAAUAUUUAUUGUAUAGAGUUCAAAAUGAGUUAUUUGGGGGAUUUGGGAAGGAUAUUGAAUCAAAUCCCGACCCAUUCCAUAGUUAUCUUGCCAUCGCCAGUUUAUCCUUGUGGAACAAGGAGAAAUUUGGCUUGAAGGAAGUACAUCCUGUUUUGGUAAUUAGUCAAGAACUGUAUAAUUAUUUUAAAAGGGAAGUGGAGUACUAAGUAGGAGCAAAUAAUAAAAGUUGAAAUUCUUUUU